This is a messenger RNA of Osmia bicornis bicornis, 1309 nucleotides long. Its product is annotated as protein LZIC-like. Lineage: Eukaryota; Metazoa; Arthropoda; Insecta; Hymenoptera; Megachilidae. Gene Ontology annotation, molecular function: beta-catenin binding. Bases 196 to 774 code for a protein of 192 amino acids. The record is from RefSeq and is a predicted model, not a curated record. The transcript is spliced from 3 exons.
UAUGGAUAUACAAAAUAAUAUAUUGAUAAAUAUACAAUUGUUUAAAACCAUUUUAUAAAAUUAAAUAUAUAUCGACAAAUACAUGUUUGCGAUAUCAUCGCAUUCAUUUGUAUCGUAACCUUACUUUAUGCGCCAGGUGAAAUCUUUCAUUGUUACUCCAGACUUUUAUAAUUGUUUCAACUUUUCAAUCUAAAAAUGAGUUCCCGAGGUAAACUAGAGACAGAAAAAUUAAGAAAAAAUUUAGAAGCGCAAUUGGACAGACUAGUACAGCAAUUAGAAGAUAUAGAAGAAAAUCGGAAUUUAUUAGAUGCAGAUGCUUACGAAGAAGCUAUGCAGCUUACAAAAGAAGAUUUACAAAGUUUUAAUGAAAGUUUACAGAGAAUGAUAUCAGGAGAUACAACAUUAGUCGAUGAACUAAGUUCAAUACAAUUGGCAACACAGUCAGCAAUCAGUGAAGCAUUUAAAACUCCUGCUGUUAUUAGAAUGUUUGGUAAACGAGAAACAGCACAGCUUAGAACACGUUUAGCUCAAUUAGAUUGUGAUAUGAAACUUGGAAAACUAAGUAGAGAGGCUAGCGAUCGCCAACGCGGGGAAAUAUUAAAUGCAUUAAGACAACUUGGGGAGAAAUUGGAACCUCAAGAGCUACAAUUAUUGGAAAAAUUAAGAUUGAAUAAUAUCGAUACAACAAAUUAUGUGCAAAUAACUGAAAGUACAGAGAAAGGUCAAAUGGCCAUAGCAGUAGUAGGUGAUGAAGUUAGAACACAGAAUACUUAAAUUUUUAGUUGCUUAGAUUUUUCGUAUAAAAUAUAUAAAUUAAUGAUUCGGACGAAUUGUACGAAAAUAAGUUGUUUGUAAUAGUUAAAUUACAUAAUUUAAUUAGGGAUAACUUUUAAUAUAAAUAUAAUAAAUAAAAUAUAGGCUAUACAAGUAAAUUGUAUAACAUAUUAUUUUACAUUAAUACGUUAUUUUUUAUGAAAUAUAAACCUAAUUCGCAUUCGUUUCUAGUCAUAUUAUGCUAUUAUUGCAUAAUGUAUGUAAAAUAUGGAUAGUUUUAUUCAACCGUCAUAUUUAUAAAUUAUUUACAAAUUCAAGGAAAUAUACGUAUAUUUACGCAUAUAAUAUGAGACAUAUAAUUCUUGUAAAUAUGUAUACACACAUAUGUGAUAUAAACAUAUGAAUAAUGAGUUACGAAUAUUUGGUCUUAAUACUGAACAUCAGUGUUACAUAUUAUUUCAACAUACAGUAUUUUAAAACGAUAAAUGUAUCUUACUGGCAUUAAAUGUGAAAUUAAAAAAUCAAAAAAAUUCAA